GUCACAUGGCGCUCAAAUUUGCCGUCAAUUGUCGCCGCCGGCAUGCAGCACAGGGUCAUCCACCUUUGUCUCGGCGGACCCCUGAUCACGGAGCAUGCUACCCUCAUCGACAUUAUCCGAGGGCUCGGCGUGCACCAUCACAGGUUCCCUAAACUACACUCUAUUCUGAUAAUGGCAUGUGAUGGACAUGUAGAGCUUUCUCAGCUUCAUGAUGUUUGUAAGCUCAUCUCCAGCUACUUGCUGCAACUGUUCCCGCAUGUCACCUCUGUCACUCCUAUCACGUCUGGCAGCCUAUCGACUGUGCCUGCCAACAUCUACUACAAUCUCAUCGUGAUGCUGGCUGCGUCUAUUCACGAGGUCACGGUCAAUGGCAUCAUUCUUGGCAAUAUCCCACAUGUGCAUUUCCAGAACCUGACCAAUAUCCGCAUUAUAGACCCAUCAGAGGGCACGGCAUCCCGGACUAUGCGCGUCAAUCCUAACACUCUCAAGACAAUCGAAAUUGUCAACAGCUCGAGCAACUUCCCGUGGGGCAUGUUUGGCGACGCCAGCAACCCAAUCGUGUUCCCGAAUGUCGAGCAGCUGAUAAUGCGCACAUUCCAAAAUCGCCAUGUUUACCCGGCGACCCAGAUUGGUCGGUUCAAGCUGCAGUUCCCCAGACUCUGGAGCCUCUGCCUGAUGGAGGCGUUGGACUCAUACACGGACGCGCUGGACUUGAUAAAGAUCUCUAGCAUUGGGUCGCUUGUUAUCUUCGAUGAUGCAAACAAGCUGCAGCACCUUAACCCAAAGCUGGUCCGCAAUAUACGCGAGUUCUGCAUAGGCGAUUCGCAGAGAACUCAGAUCCCUGUACUCGACAAGAACAGCUUCUUUAUCAAGAUCUUUGAUAUCCCGGCCAAGCUGAACAAAGUCACGCUGUCUCUGCCACAAGCCGACUUCCCGCCCAUCAAGGACGCAAAAUGGCCAAUGCUUAGGAGUCUGCGCCUUAUAGCUCGCUCAAUUUCGCUGCAGAGCAUUGAGAUGUUCAUGACGCAGCUGCCCUGGAUGCACACGCUAGAUCUCUCCAUGUCCCACUCGGAUCAGCAAGCCAAUGAUGAGGUUGUGUGCAGCAGGAGGACCCCACUAAGCACAUCAGUCCUGGUAUUUGGUCUCAAAAUCGCAUUCCCGAUGAUGCGAGCCAAGACCUGGCUACUGAUGGCAACCCGGCGGCUGCCAGAGCUUUACAAGCUAGUUCUAUCGAAGAGCUUUGAGGUGGACAAGGCAGCCUUGAGACGGGUGUACAAGAAUGGUCUAGCAUUUGUCUAGGCUUUAUGGUUUCUACCAUUUGUAGUUUUGUCCUAGCUAUAGGUAGUGUAUUAUUUUUUCUUUCUUUUCUCGUCUCCUUCCAUUUUCGAUCCUGAUAUUCAUAACAUAGGCAUCUAGUUCUGAGCACAAGUAAACCGAGCGAAAAGGAAGCAAUGGUUAAACUGAUGUUACUGCAAUUCAGCGAGGUUUUUGAUUAUCAACACUGUCUAUAGUGCUAACGUACUAGCAUUCGAACAUACCUGCUAUACCGUUAAGGCAAUAUGUU
This is a messenger RNA of Linderina pennispora, 1564 nucleotides long. RefSeq lists its product as uncharacterized. The record is from RefSeq and is a predicted model, not a curated record. Lineage: Eukaryota; Fungi; Kickxellomycota; Kickxellomycetes; Kickxellales; Kickxellaceae. The transcript has a single exon. Bases 43 to 1299 code for a protein of 418 amino acids.